AUGGUAGACUUCUACAAGUCUGGUUCAUCCUUGGGACCAAUUUCCCUGAAGGACCCUGAACAAGGACAUGGGCCAGAACAGGACAUCCCUGAUGAGACAUUUUCAUUUGUGCCACUGGACGAAAGCCAUGGACAGCAAAGACGUGACGUACACAACAGUACCUCCAGCGAGCGCCCAGGUGAGGAGGCUACGACUGUUCUCAGUUUAACGAUAGAGGAGAUAGGGAAGAAGGCCCAGGAUCUGAUAGAGCGAAUCAACCAGAGCCGAGCCAUGGACCAGGAAAUCAUGACCACCUUCGAGAACAAGUUAAUGAAUAAGGUGAGUGAGGUGUGCCAGCAGGUGAAGGAGCAGAUGUUCAGCAGCUAUGAGGAACAUGGCCGUGGGAUGGAGGCCAAUCUGCAGGAGCUGUCUGAGGUUCUGGAGAGGUGCAGUCAGCUCAGUAUGGAGCUGCAGGGAGCCAGCCAGACCUUAUCAGCCAUUAACAACAGCCUGCAGCGGACAGCUAAGAACUGACAUCUACCCAGCCAUUAAUUUAUUUGAACUGUCUUAUAGCAUCCCGACUUCGGGGAGGUCUGGAAUAAUUAAAGCAAUGCCUUGUUUGUUUGACUGUGGUAUGUCAAAUAUAACAUAAAACAGUGGUUGUAAACUGAGUGGGUGUU
Molecule: messenger RNA, 659 nt
Organism: Oncorhynchus masou masou (cherry salmon)
Lineage: Eukaryota; Metazoa; Chordata; Actinopteri; Salmoniformes; Salmonidae
Product: synaptonemal complex central element protein 2-like
Exons: 4
Coding region: 1-513 (170 amino acids)
Biological process (GO): synaptonemal complex assembly
Cellular component (GO): central element
Source: RefSeq, a predicted model, not a curated record